CACCACCACCACCACCGACUAUAAUAUACUUGAAAUGGCGGAACCAAUGUCUUCGCUAUCACCCGAGAAACUGAACGCGUCCAUCUACCCCACUGACGAAGACGACAUGACCUGGCACGAUCCCCCUUCGUCGCCCUUUGUUUCCCACAUCGAAAGCGACCAAGAAAACAUUGCGCCAGGCGCAAUGGCACCUACACCAGCUAAGCCCUUGAUUGACUUCGACGAGAACCCACCACAGUCCGCUUUCAAAAUUCCGACAUCAAAAAGCCUUGGAACGAAAGAACGCAACUCCCCAGUCAAGCCUACGCCGUCUCAGCGGCUGCUCGAUGACUUCGAAGAGGAUUCGUUCAGCACGUCAGACGCGCGUGUAAGUCCGAAAAAGACAUCGCCAGUCAAACAGAUCCAGACAGAUCGUCCAGACUCUGCCUUGAGCAGUCGUUCAAGCAAGAUGUCUCCCAUAAAACUCUCGCGAACACCUUCCGCCGAAGUUGCAGAGCGCCUUUCGAGCUCCAUCCGAUCAACAACACCCGAUGGUCUCCCUGCUUCGCAUCACAUUGGGCCUACAUACUCAGAACCCGCAUUGCGUGAUAAUGAGGGGUUGACACAAGCAAUUCGGAUGGUGGACACAGAAGCGGAACUCCGUGAUAAUGAGGGCUUGACUGUUGCUAUAAAGAGUAUCGAGGAAUCGCGCAGCGAGAGCUACGAAUCUUCCACUACAUACCACGCACAGGCCGACAUCACCGACUUCGACGAGUUUGGAAUGGAUAACACCGAGUUUGGGCCUGAUGGACCCGAUUUGACAUCUGCUGAUAUCGACGACACAUGUUUCAGCACCUUUUCGGAGAUGCCCAACUUAGAUAUGACCAAGUUUGCAGGUCUGAACAAGAGCCCCACCAGGAAAGGGUUGUACGACCCGGCAACUCCUCGUGCUCGUGCACAGAUGACCCCAUCUACCGUUCAACGCAGUGAGCGCACACCAUCUCCCACACCUCGUCGCCAACACAAGGAUAACGAUACUACCAAUUUGUUGCUUGAUUUCACUGCCCAAAUCGAGGCUUUCUCCGUUUCUCGUCGUGCUUCUCCUUCUCGUGGCCGGACGUCCCCUACCAAAUCUAGCACGGAACCAAAUCUCCUUUCGUAUAUUCAGAACCAGCGGUCACCAGCAAAGGGAAGCUCGGCUCAGGUACCAGCAACACCGUCACAGAACAGGCAGCUCCUCAACCUGUUGGACUUUGAACUGCCUCCACCUCCCACGCCUCGAUCCGUCCCAACGGUCACCAUUCGGGAGCUUGAGAGUUUGAAGUCAACCAUGCAAUCUCAAAUCUCGAGUCUAACGGCUUCUCUAUCUGGCAAGGAAGCCGAGGUGGAUUCACUUGUUAAGGCGAUCUCUGGUGCAGAGCGGAGAGUCGGCGAAGCUCAAGAGCAACUUCGGGACGAGCGGAGUGCGCGUGAACACGCAGAAGCUCAAAUGGAAGACUGGAAGAAGAAGGGUGAGGAAGUGCAAAAGAUUUUGCAGGAUGUUCAGUCAGAACUUGCACGCAACGACACGGAACGCGAUGCGCUACUCACCCGUCUCGCAGAGGCCGAAAAGCGCGCUGAAGAGGCUGAAGCACAUGCUUCUGAACUCGAAACUCGUGCUAUUGAGGCCGAGAGCAAGAAUGUCGACAUGACCACCUUUCUAAGUCCCGAGGAUGACGAGAACAAGAAGAUCUACUCGGAGAUCGAAUGCCAAGCUGCAAUUGCCGAGAAGGUUAAUGACGUCGCUCGCGAUUUGCAUACUGCAUACAAGGCCAAGCACGAGAAGAAGAUCAAGGCUCUCAAGGAAAAUUAUCAGAAGAAGGCCGAUGAACGGUGCAAAGAGUUGCGUGUCCAGAUCAUCCGUUUAGAACGUCAGGUCGAAGAGGCAGAGAAGAAACGAGAUGACACGUUCUCGAAAGUCGUUCCCCCAGAGUUUGCCGAGUCGAAAGAUGGGGUCCCGACUGCCACUCCUCCCACAUCGAACGCGGAGGAUCUCAAGACGAUUGAGACCCAAAAAGCGGAAAUCGAAAACUUGAAGGCUAAGCUGGCUGGUCUUCAAUCAGAACUCUCCAGUCUCCGCAAGUCACAGGAUGUACUCAUGCAAGAGCUCGAGGCCGAACGUGUCGAGAAGGGCGAGCUUGUCGCUGCCGCGGAACAAAUGCUUGCUCUCUGUGGAGAGAAGAUGGGCGAGAUCCAACAAGAGGAACUUCGUAAAUCGCACCUCGGUGGCGCGCCUCCCUCUGCCCCCGCUCCAACAUCCACUGCUAACAACCGCACUGCACCAUCGAUGCGGAGCACUGGCUUCCUAGCUGGGGGCGCUCCCGUAUCCUCAAUUUCUCGUCCUGAGUCCGCACUCGGCGGAGGAAGGCCCACAUCAGCAAUGGGCGAUCGUCUAGGUGCCAUGGGUGGUGCGUCUGCCAAACCUGCAACAACGAGUGUUCCCAAACCAAGCGGUCUCAAAGCGCCUGGCGGUGGCUUCGGCUUCAAGGGACCAUCCGGAUCGGCCCUUGGCAGGAGCACAUCGGGAAGCAACAAAUCCCGGCUCAUGAGCAAUAUCGAACGCAUGGGCGGCGGCAAGAACGGAGAGUGAACUACUAGGCUCACCGGAUGAUACCCUUUUCCUUCUGGUUGUUUUCUUGUCAUGUUUGCAAUGGGCUUCGCGACAAAACUAGGGUCAGGUUAUUGGUAUAUGAAUGGGAAGGAGAUGCGUGUAUCUAAGGCGUUUAUAGGAAGGAAGCUCGGCGGACAUAACGAAAACGGUACCGAGCGUAAUGCAUGGCUGGGGAAGUACAGUAUCUCUUUCCAUGGGCUUCUUACAUAUUGUCUCUGCGACACCACAUCGCGCUUAGCCCUGUAUGUUCCUUUCUCGCUACACUGUAUAGUUGGUUGCGUAGAUAUGGCCGGGUAAAUGAACUUUGG
Messenger RNA from Aaosphaeria arxii CBS 175.79, 2937 nucleotides. RefSeq lists its product as uncharacterized. Bases 35 to 2608 code for a protein of 857 amino acids. The transcript is spliced from 2 exons. Lineage: Eukaryota; Fungi; Ascomycota; Dothideomycetes; Pleosporales. The record is from RefSeq and is a predicted model, not a curated record.